GGGACUUUUACCGUCGCACCGCUGCAAGUCCCAGAUUCUCCCGAAGCUCAGUUGCGUUGCGAGGUCGGCGGAUGAUCGAACAGAGCUCGACGGCGGCGGCGAUCGGUGGAUGGAGUCCGCCUUCUUCUUCUUCUCCUCCUCCUCCUCCUCGCCCGGCGGAUUCCCGGAGAAUGAAUGCUCGUCUGUCACCAUGUCCCGUCACACCGCGGAAAUGUCGAGGAUUUUAGGCAGGGGGGACUGCGCCGGCGCAUCCUUCGUGCGGAGCUCGGGGGGAGGUGAAGGAUGAGACUGGGUGGGUGAGGUGGGCGGGAAGCAGGGGCGAGGAGAUCGAGCGCGCGAUGGAUCAAGGGCCCGACGAGGACGAGAAGAAGGAUUUCCACCAGCACUCGGGGCCCAGCUUGCGCGACGAGGAGAAUAAGAAGGAUUUCCUGCAGCACGUGAAGCCCAGCGGGUGGAAUGCGGCAUGGGAGCAAGCGCAGGAUGCGGUGGCGCCGUCGAAGGAGAUCAAGCGCGCGGCCAACACUCUGGUGUGGUGCGAGCAGGCGCAGCAGAGCAUGGGGUGGCUGCUGCUAACGCAGAUCGGAGUGCUGCUCGGCUCGUUCGGGCAGCUCAUGUCGCGGGGCGUGUGCCUCCUGAGCUGGGGGAUCUUCACCCUCGAGGCCAUCCUCAAGUACGGGCGCAGCUGGGCGCACUCCCUCUACUUCCGCGAUGUCCCUUGCGCCAUCGUCGCGCUCCACGACAAUAAGGACGACCACGACACCGCUUCCGCCUCCCUCGUGGUGUUCGGCUAUUUCGUGCUAAUGGCCACUCUCCUCGAAGUGUCGCUCUACGCGCCUUACGUCUACGCCACCCUCGGCUUCUGGCGCGCAAAUCGCCAUUGCGACGACGAAGGCGCGGGAUGUCCCGAUGGCACGACCCGUCUGAUCGACAUGCUCAUGAUCACCAUGGCCAUCGCGUGCCUGCACUGGGCCUCGAGCCUGGGCACCGUGCUGGCCUUCGGGGCCGCCAUGGGGAUGGGCAUCAGCGCCCGAGCCCAGCGGAGCAGCUUGCCCCGAUGUCUCUCUCGAUUUGUCAGGAAACGGGACGAGAGAGAUCGGCUCAUGUGCCUGACCUGGUGGGUUCACAUGGCCCGGCAUCGGCAUCUGUCGGCCGUGGUGGCCAGCGCGCAGCCCUCCGACUGCGGCCUGCCGGGCCACUGGUUCAAGAGCAAGAAGGAGCUCUUCAGAAUCGUCGAGGAAUGUGACAAAGGCGACCACGUCCAUCUCGACACGUCGCGCCUGCUGUGGGUGUCGCAGGAGAUGGCGCUGCGGGCUCUGAUCAGCCUGGCCAAGCAGAAGGAGCUCGACAAGGACGACGAUUUUGCGCUCCUGGUGCGCGUCGUGCGCGACGGGAGAACCGAGUCCUGCCGCGGCCUGGCGGCGACCGCCAUCGCCGUGCUGGCGACGCAGCCCGAUGUGCUGCCGCUGAACAGUCUGAUUGAGGCCGUGGUGCCGCUGAAGCGCCUCGCCCGGUCCGAGGCCGUCGAGCACGUCGAGGUCGCCCUCGGGGCCCUGCUCAAUGCCUCGCUCAACGAGCGAUCCCACGAGUUCGUCAUCGCCCCCAUUCUCGAGAGCAACGAGUUCGGCAGCAGCUUCAUGUCGUGCCUCAUUCGGCACGCCCACAUCGGCCACACCACGCGCUGUCAAGAGCUCGCCGUCGGCUUAUUGAGCCGCCUGGUCGGGUCCAGGAAAGGGAAGCGCGCCCGGACGGCGCUCAUGUCGUACAAGGGCGAGCAGGGAGGAGUCCGAGGCGUGCAGCUCUGCACCGACUUGAUCAAGCACGGCGCGACGUCUCCGAUCAAAGCCGGCGGGGCGGCAGUGCUCGCCGAGAUCGCCUACUGGGAAGACUGGCAAGUCAAGGGGACCGACCCUCACAUCGAGGAGUGCAUUCAGGCGCUGGUCAAGGCGCUCGAGGCGGGGCAGACCAUCGCCUUCUCGGCCGCCAAGGCCUUGUGCAGCCUGGCUUACAAAAACCAGGCCGUCAAAGUCACGAUCGUCAGGGCCGGAGGCAUCAGUAAUCUGGUGGAUCUGCUUAAAGGCCCCCUUCCCAACUUCGGCCUCCAAGACAUAAACGGCCAGAUCCCCCGAGAGGAAGACAGUAGAUCGAUCGUCACUUCUGUAAAACCUCACCUUGAAGAUGACGUUCGAAGCGAUGCGGCCAGGGCUUUGCGAAUCCUGGCUCUCAACAAUCCCCAGCACCAAAAGCUGAUCGCAGAAGCGAAAGCGAUUCCUCUGCUGAUAGAUCUGAUGGCCAGUAAAAGUCCCAAGGUGCAGGUCCAAGCGAUGGCUGCUCUGUCGGGUCUGUCCUUCCGAAGCACGACCAUUAAGGAUAUGAUCGGCGAGUGGGACGACGGCAAGUUCUUCUCGAGACUCAUGGAUGUUCUCAAAUCCAGUGAAGGCCAUGAUCCCAUGGCCGAGGCUAUUCUGGAGAAAGUCGCUCAUGUCACCCAUUCUCUCAUCGAGGGGAAUGAGUCGAAUCGGCAGAAGGCUGUGAAGCAGGGCAUGAGGGAGAAACUUCAAGAUUGCAUCGACAAUAAGAAAAGUAAUUAUAAGGACAAUGGGAAAGGCGUCCACAGCGCCGAAAGGGCUUUAAAGAUCCUACAGGAAAAACUGACAUGAUCAGGUCCAGCCUUUCUUCAUGAUCCAAACAUGCCCCGUCCUGAAUCCGAGCUGCAAUGGCAGGGCAGUAACGGCAGUCAUAGCGCGAUUCAGUUGUGUCUGUAUGGGUUUGGUGAGAGAAAGAACAAUAGGUAGCCGGAAAAUCCGACAUUAUGAGAUGAACUCGGGCAGUGCCUCCGAAGUAAGAAAUACUCCAAUCGACUAAGAAGCCAAUGACGGAUAUUGGUUCUCCGCGGAUUUGGUUUCGGGUGAUGAGAAUUUGUCUGUAAACGGUAUACAGAAGUGAGAAAAAGUUCACUUAUGUAGGUGACUAAGCGAUGAAAUAAAUCAAACCCAAUUCUCUCACAAUUGAAAGUCGCGAAGGUUUUGAGAAAAUUAGACUACGAAUAACCUGAAGGUGGACGGUUGGUAUGUCUUCUCUGACGAGAAAAUAUUUGCAGAGAUUGGAUUGCCAAAGCUGUUGUCAUGAUACAUCUUCGCACGUUCAACCUUCAACAUCUUCUCCGUACUUCCACCUUUCUCCGGCACCCUAAACUUUGUUUGUACACUGUCUGACCAAAGCGUAGAACAUUAUCUGGCAUACUGAACCUUGAGACACUUAUAAACAAAGGCCGCGUUUAGUUAUUCCUAAUUUCCCUCACACAGCUAGAACCAGUCGAUGCAAUAGCAACUAUGGGAUGUCCGACCAAUCAAGUCUAAUUGACCCUAAGUGAGGAUAACUAGCCUCUCCGUGAACCAAAGUUUGUAAUGUACAAAUUGCACAUAGAGAGUUAA
Molecule: messenger RNA, 3431 nt
Organism: Marchantia polymorpha subsp. ruderalis
Lineage: Eukaryota; Viridiplantae; Streptophyta; Marchantiopsida; Marchantiales; Marchantiaceae
Source: the annotation of a GenBank genome assembly